GGUGCAAUGUUGAAUGCACACGAGUCAGUCAAUGAAUGAGGCUGCUCACUUGCACACACGUAUGGACGCAGGGACACACACGGUUUGCAGUGUCUGUCAACUUACACACCCACUGUACAUAACAACUCGAGGAUAUCAGGGAGGGCCAAGAGAGGGAGAUGCUGACUGACGUGACUCACACACCCCACCCCACCCCAGCAAACACUCACGUUUACCACCCCCGAGCCAUCCAUGAGGCAGAUCGGCAGGUCUGCGGGCUGUCAGUCAGUCGGUCUUGAGGUACGCAUUAAAACCGUCUUGGGUAGAGAGAGAGGGGGCGACCAGGCGGGCGCCGUGCUGGCUGUGUCGUGUGCUCAUUUGCCGCUGAGAGAAAGCGAGAGCAGCGUCAGCCAGACGAGAGUCCUCUUGCUCCUGGUGCCCCCAUGUGUGUGGUGAGUGCUUACGUGUUCAUGAUGAGGGUGAUGUUCUCCCCCUUGAGCAGUAUCCUCCCGACGCUGACCCGCGUCUUCUUCUUGACGUACACCUCCUCAGCGUCGUCCAACACCAGAUUCAUGUACUCGUCAAACCCCUGACACGCACACGCACACAACACACACAAGGCACAGAGAGCAGUGAUUCGUGAAAUGGCAAGAAUGAACAAACGAACAAUUGUUUGCAUCUGCCUGCUACCAUGCUGACCAUAAUUCUUCCUUCAAUUCUCAUGUCGGGUUGUUCGUAUAGCCAGAUCUGCACCCUCGCCCGAUUCGUCAGAUACCGAAAUAUCUGAUUCUGCACACACACGACACCCACAGAGAGGAGAAGCAAAUAGAAGCAUGAAUGAUGCAGCACAGAUCAGCGCACUGGUCGCAUCACCUCCUGCCCGCCUGCAUCGCCUCCUCUCUGCCUCUCUCAUGGUCUGGCUGGCUGGCUGGCUGGCGUGUCUGCACAUCUGUGUAAAGAUCUGUGUGCGCAGAUCUGCCCGUGUAUCAAUCUCCCUCCCUCCCUCCCUCCCUCCCUCCCUCCCUCCCGUGCGUGUGUGUGCGUCCUUACGAUGGGCAGGGUCAUGAUCUUCUGUAGCUUCUUGUUCGACAUCGCCAUGGUGAACGACGCAGGGAGGGAAGAUCAGGGAAGAGCACAACUCAGCAGCAGGCGUAAUGCAGCCUUCCCAGCAACCAAAGCCGUGGAGGGUGUCGUUUGUUG
This is a messenger RNA of Vitrella brassicaformis, 1179 nucleotides long. NCBI's taxonomy places the organism in Eukaryota, Vitrellaceae. The record is from the annotation of a GenBank genome assembly.